Molecule: messenger RNA, 5777 nt
Organism: Symphalangus syndactylus (siamang)
Lineage: Eukaryota; Metazoa; Chordata; Mammalia; Primates; Hylobatidae
Gene: TNFSF4
Product: TNF superfamily member 4
Biological process (GO): positive regulation of cytokine production; inflammatory response; positive regulation of T cell proliferation
Cellular component (GO): membrane
Molecular function (GO): cytokine activity; tumor necrosis factor receptor binding
Source: RefSeq, a predicted model, not a curated record
CACUUUGGGAGUGUGAGCCAGGUGAAUCACCUGAGAUCAGGAGUUUGAGAUCAGCCGGGCCAACAUGGUGAAACUCCAUUUCUACUAAAAAUACAAAAAUUAGGCUGGGCACGGUGGCUCACACCUGUAAUCCCAGAACUUUGGGAGGCCGAGGCGAGCAGAUCACGAGGUCAGGAGUUCGAGACCAGCCUGACCAACAUGGUGAAACCCCGUCUCUACUAAAAAUACAAAAAUUAGCCAGGCAUGGUGGCGGGUGCCUGUAAUCCCAGCUACUCAGGAGGCUGAGGCAGGAGAAUUGCUUGAACCCAGGGAGGUGAAGGUUGCAGUGAGAUUGCGUCACUGCACUCCAGCCUGGGUGACAAAGCGAGACUCUGUCUCAAAAAAAAAAAACAAAAAACAAAAAACCGAAAACCAAAAAACAAACAAACAAAAAAACUGAGUGGAUUAGAUUUCUCCGGGACAUUUUCAUUUUAAAGGCAACGAAGUUUUAGAAGCAAAUGAUUGGAAUUCUUAGCUCUGCUUUGGAGCAGUUGGGAACUUCAGCGUUUUGAUCCACCUUUUUGGAGCCGCCUCAUGUGAAAGACAGAUGAGACCUACGUCAGCAAACCUGUGUGGAAGAACAGCAUCAUCUUCAAGCAAGGUGGAAUUAAGCAUGGACAGAACUGUGUUUCUCACCCAGGAGGAGGUAUGAAAGUUUUUAAGACGCCUACAAGUGGAAAAUGCACUCCUCCCAGCCAAAUCAAGCUUCGCCAGAUUCCUUACAGCUGUGUGCAGUGAAAUGACUAAUGAAAGAGCCCUCUGCGCUGGUGGAACUUUCACAUAUGGCACUGUUAUGCCACUCAGCAGGACCCGACCCUGAAAAUCUUUGCACACUCUGAGAUCAUGCGCAAGUUAAUGACUUUGAGGGACGAAGAAGUAAAAUGUUUUUGUUGCAUUUGAGAUUGUGAGGCAGUGAGGCUGAGCCAGAAACGAAGACAGAAAGCAGAUAGACUUGUAGGGCUGGCCUUGAGAUGGGGCACUGUCACAAGGUGAGUCUCAGCUCUGCAGGCACUGUCUGUUUACUAUAGUUGUGGCUGAAAUCAGAGGCAGGCCAAGUGGAUGAGACAUGGGGCAGUUGACCUCAGAAGAGAUUCCUUUAACUAUUUCCUUUUUUUUUUUUUUCUUGAGACGGAAUCUUGCUCUAUCGCCAGGCUGGAGUGCAAUGGCACAAUCUCAGCUUACUGCAACCUCCGCCUCCCAGGUUCAAGCAAUUCUCCUGCCUUAGCCUCCUGAGUAGCUGGGAUUACAGGCGCACACCACCACACCCAGCUAAUUUUUUGUAUCUUUAGUAGAGAUGGGAUUUCACCAUGUUGGCCAGGCUAGUCUUGAACUCCUGACCUCGUGGUCUGCCUGCCUCAGCCUCUCAAAGUGCUGGGAUUACAGGCAUGAGCCACCAUACCCCGCCAACUAUUUCCUUUUUAAAAAUUUUUUAUUUUUAUUUUUUGAGAGAAUCUCACUCUUUGGCCAGGCUGGAGUGCAGUGGUGUGAUCUUGGCUCACUGCAGCGUCUGCCUCCUGGGUUCAAGUGAUUCUCAUGCUUCAGCCUCCUGAGUAGCUGGGAUUACAGGUGUGUGCCACCAUGCCCAGCUAAUUUUUUGUAUUUUUAGUAGAGGUGGAGUUUUGCCAUGUUGGCCAGGCUGGUCUCAGACUCCUGGCCUCAAGUGAUCUGCCCACCUCAGCCUCCCAAAGUUCUGGGAAUACAGGAGUGAGCCACUGCACUCAGCCUAACUGUUUCUUGAUCAAAUAUUUUAUUGAGCUCUUAUGCUGCAAGAUGACAUCCUCAUGGAAUUUAUAUUCUAGAGGAUUUUAGAGAUUAUUUUAAAAUACCUUCUUAUAGUCCAGAUUAGGAAGCCAAGGUGAAGACAUGAAAAAUAAUUUGGUUGUCAUCACAGAGCUAGGGAAGAAGCACAGCUAAACCAGAACCACAGCUGGAAGCCAGGUCUCCUGGAUUGAACUGUUCCCGCCCCUGCCCCUGCCCCUGACACCAGUCCAGCAAAGAAAGACCUGAGGGGUGCUGGUGAUGAGUGAUGGCUGCUCUGCCUCAGGCUGAAGAUAGAAGCAGCCUAUCUCAGAUUUCUGGCCAAAACUCAUCCUUCUCUGCCAUGUGCCUAAGCUAUAUGAUGGGGUCAUCAAGGAGCUUCAUUUGCUGAACAUGGUGAUGACUUUGAAGCAGGAUUGAUGAGAAAUAGUGCUCUGGGGAAAGGAUGUAUACGCAAGCUGGGCUGUGACAGGAACAGUAUGGAGUCCCAGAAGCUCUACUCUGGUUUGUGAAGGCUGAGAUUUGAAAAAUCCUCUUGCAAAGCACAGAAGGCCAAGUAAUAGCAGGUGAAGUGGCUUCUCCAGGGUCCUAUGGCAAAUCAGCCUAUGAUUGUGAAGAUGGAAAGGGUCCAACCCCUGGAAGACAAUGUGGGAAAUGCAGCCAGGCCAAGAUUCGAGAGGAACAAGCUAUUGCUGGUGGCCUCUGUAAUUCAGGGGCUGGGGCUGCUCCUGUGCUUCACCUACAUCUGCCUGCACUUCUCUGCUCUUCAGGUAUCACAUCGGUAUCCUCAAAUUCAAAGUAUCAAAGUACAAUUUACCGAAUAUAAGAAGGAGAAAGGGUUCAUCCUUACUUCCCAAAAGGAGGAUGAAAUCAUGAAGGUGCAGAACAACUCAGUCAUCAUCAACUGUGAUGGGUUUUAUCUCAUCUCCCUGAAGGGCUACUUCUCCCAGGAAGUCAACAUUAGCCUUCAUUACCAGAAGGAUGAGGAGCCCCUCUUCCAACUGAAGAAGGUCAGAUCUGUCAACUCCUUGAUGGUGGCCUCUCUGACUUACAAAGACAAAGUCUACUUGAAUGUGACCACUGACAAUACCUCCCUGGAUGACUUCCAUGUGAAUGGUGGAGAACUGAUUCUCAUCCAUCAAAAUCCUGGUGAAUUCUGCGUCCUUUGAGGGGCUGAUGGCAACAUCUAAAACCAGGCACCAGCAUGAACACCAAGCUGGGGGUGGACAGGACAUGGAUUCUUCAUUGCAAGUGAAGGAGGCUCCCAGCUCAGCCACGUGGGAUGUGACAAGAAGCAGAUCCUGGCCCUUCCGCCCCCACCCCUCAGGGAUAUUUAAAACUUAUUUUAUAUACCACUUAAUCUUAUUUAUCCUUAUAUUUUCUAAAUUGCCUAGCCCUCACACCCCAAGAUUGCCUUGAGCCUACUAGGCACCUUUGUGAGAAAGAAAAAAUAGAUGCCUCUUCUUCAAGAUGCAUUGUUUCUAUUGGUCAGGCAAUUGUCAUAAUAAACUUAUGUCAUUGAAAACGGUACCUGACUACCAUUUGCUGGAAAUUUGACAUGUGUGUGGCAUUAUCAAAAUGAAGAGGAGCAAGGAGUGAAGGAGUGGGGUUAUGAAUCUGCCAAAGGUGGUAUGAACCAACCCCUGGAAGCCAAAGCGGCCUCUCCAAGGUUAAAUUGAUUGCGGUGUGCAUAUUGCCUAAAUUUAAACUUUCUCAUUUGGUGGGGGUUCAAAAGAAGAAUCAGCUUGUGAAAAAUCAGGACUUGAAGAGAGCCGUCUAAGAAAUACCACGUGCUGUUUUUCUUUACCAUUUUGCUUUCCCAGCCUCCAAACAUAGUUAAUAGAAAUUUCCCUUCAAGGAACUGUCUGGGGAUGUGAUGCUUUGAAAAAUCUAAUCAGUGACUUAAAAGAGAUUUUCUUGUAUACAAGGAGAGUGAGAUAACCUAUUGUGAAGGGUUAGCUUUACUGUACAGGAUAGCAGGGAACGGGACAUCUCAGGGUAAAAGUCAGUACGGAUUUUAAUAGCCUGGGGAGGAAAACACAUUCUUUGCCACAGACAGGCAAAGCAACACAUGCUCAUCCUCCUGCCUAUGCUGAGAUACACACUCAGCUCCAUGUCUUGUACACACAUACGCAUUGCUGGUUUCAAGAAAUGAGGUGAUCCUAUUAUCAAAUUCAAUUUGAUGUCAAAUAGCACUAAGAAGUUAUUGUGCCUUAUGAAAAAUAAUGAUCUCUGUCUAGAAAUACCAUAGACCAUAUAUAGUGUCACAUUGAUAAUUGAAACUAGAAGGGUCUAUAAUCAGCCAAUGCCAGGGCUUCAAUGGAAUAGGAUCCCCUUAUGUUUAGUUGAAAUGUCCCCUCAACUUGAUAUAAUGUGUUAUGCUUAUGGCGCUGUGGAUAAUCUGAUUUUUCAUGUCAACUUUCCAGAUGAUUUGUAACUUCUCUGUGCCAAACCUUUUAUAAACAUAAAUUUUGGAGAUAUAUAUUUUAAAAUUGUAGCAAAUGUUUCCCUGACAUUUUAAAUAGAGGAUACAACAUUACAGAAUCUUUCUGGAUGAUUCUGUGUUAUCAAGGAAUUGUACUGUGCUACAAUUAUCUCUAGAAUCUCCAGAAAGGUGGAGGGCUGUUCACCCUUACACUAAACGGUCUCAGUUGGAUUUUUUUUUCCUGUUUUCUAUUUCCUCUUAAGUACAUCUUCAACUAUAUUCCCAUCCCUCUAUUUUAAUCUGUUAUGAAGGAAGGUAAAUAAAAAUGCUACAUAGAAGAAAUUGUAGGUAAGGUAAGAGGAAUCAAGUUCUGAGUGGCUGCCAAGGCACCCACAGAAUCAUAAUCAUGGCUAAAUAUUUAGGGAGGGCCUACUGUGGACCAGGCAUUGGGCUAAAUACUUACAUUUACAAGAAUCAUUCUGAGACAGAUAUUCAAUGAUAUCUGGCUUCACUACUCAGAAGAUUUUGUGUGUGUAUGUGUGUGUGUGUGUGUGUGUGUGUGUGUGUGUGUGUGUGUGUGUAUUUGACUUUUUGUUAUUGUCCAUGUUCUGAAAAAUUGCAGCUACUCAGUGAGUGAUAUCCGAAAAAGUAAAUGUUUAUGACUAUAGGUAAUAUUUAAGAAACUGCAUCGUUCAUUUUUAAGUUUGGAAUUUUUAUCUUUAUUUCUCACAGAUGUGCAGUGCACAUGCCAGGCCUAAGUAUAAUUGUUGUGUGUGUUGUUUGCCUUUGAUGUCAUGGUCCCCUCUCUUAGGUGCUCACUCGCUUUGGGUGCACCUGGCCUGCUCUUCCCAUGCUGGUCUCUUCAACCACACAGGGAUAUUUCUGCUAUGCACCAGCCUCACUCCACCUUCCUUCCAUCAAAAAUAUGUGUUGUGUGUCUCAGUCCUUUUAAGUCAUGUCCUUCACAGGGAGAAUUAACCCUUCUAUAUACAUGGCAGAGUUUUGUGGAAAGAGAAUUGAAUGAAAAAUCCGGAGAUCAGAAUUUUAAAUUUGACUUAGCCACUAACUAGCCAUGUAACCUUGGGAAAGUCAUUUCCCAUUUCUGGGUCUUGCUUUUCUUUCUUGUUAAAUGAGAGGAAUGUUAAAUAUCUAACAGUUUAGAAUCUUAUGCUUACAGUGUUAUCUGCGAAUGCACAUAUUAAAUGUCUAUGUUCUUGUUGCUAUGAGUCAAGGAGUGUAACCUUCUCCUUUAUUAUGUUCAAUGUAUUUUUUUCUGGACAAGCUUACAUCUUCCCUCAGCCAUCGUUGUGAGUCCUUCAAGAGCAGUUAUCAAUUGUUACUUAGAGAUUUUCUAUUAGAGAAUGCUUAAGGGAUUCCAAUCCUGAUCCAAAUCAUAAUUUGUUCUUAAGUAUACUGGGCAGGUCCCCUAUUUUAAGCCAUAAUUUUGUAUUUAGUGCUUUCCUGGCUCUCAGAGAGUAUUAAUAUUGAUAUUAAUAAUAUAGUUAAUAGUAAUAUUGCUAUUUACAUGGAAACAAAUAAAAGAUCUCAGAAUUCA